Messenger RNA from Lates calcarifer (barramundi perch), 1721 nucleotides. RefSeq names its product motor neuron and pancreas homeobox 1 (gene mnx1). NCBI's taxonomy places the organism in Eukaryota, Metazoa, Chordata, Actinopteri, Centropomidae. The transcript has 3 exons. The record is from RefSeq and is a predicted model, not a curated record. Gene Ontology annotation, cellular component: nucleus. Gene Ontology annotation, molecular function: sequence-specific double-stranded DNA binding; DNA-binding transcription factor activity, RNA polymerase II-specific. Gene Ontology annotation, biological process: neuron projection morphogenesis; spinal cord motor neuron cell fate specification; regulation of DNA-templated transcription. Bases 147 to 1100 code for a protein of 317 amino acids.
AUCUGACAGGGAUUAAGUGUGACACGGAGCUUCUCUCUCACACUCCGGACCACAUCAUAACUUUUGAGAGGUGGGAAAACGGCGCUGGCUUCUCCUUCGUUUUAACAGCAGCAGCAGAGGCGACGAGGACGUGCACCCGGGCCCAAAUGGAGAAAUCCAAAAACUUUCGCAUUGACGCGCUUUUAGCAGUCGAUACACCCAAGGUGCAGACCUCUCCGCUCGCGCUUGUGACUUCCCUGUCCUCCGCCUCCUCCUCCAUCCCGCCGCCGUCUGGAAGCGUGGCAGCCCCGGAGCUGACCACCACCAGCGCCGAGUCUUUACGCGCCGAGACGCCGUCCCCGCCGAGGAUUUCCACCUGCGGCUUGAUUCCUAAACCGGGUUUCCUCAACAGUCCGCACAGCAUGGUUGGAUUACAUCCGCAGAGCACCGCAGGGAUCCCCGCACAGGCUCUCUACGGCCAUCCCAUGUACACCUACUCCGCCGCUGCCCUCACAGGCCAACACCCUGCCCUGUCCUACUCCUAUCCACACGGCUCCCAUCACCACCACACCAGUGAUCCCAUCAAACUGACAGCCAGCACCUUCCAGCUGGACCACUGGCUCCGGGUCUCCACGGCCGGGAUGAUGCUGCCCAAAAUGUCUGACUUUAAUUCUCAGGCGCAGUCCAACUUGCUUGGCAAGUGCAGGAGACCCAGAACUGCAUUCACAAGCCAGCAGCUGCUGGAGCUGGAGCAUCAGUUCAAACUGAAUAAGUACCUGUCACGACCGAAGCGCUUUGAAGUGGCCACGUCCCUCAUGCUUACAGAAACGCAGGUCAAAAUCUGGUUCCAGAACAGACGAAUGAAGUGGAAGCGGAGUAAGAAGGCCAAAGAGCAGGCCGCCCAGGAGGCCGAGAAGCAAAAAGGCACCAAGAGCGGCCAGGAGAAAUCUGACGGACUCGAACAGUCGGACUAUCACAGCAAGACAGACUCAAAAAAUGGCAGAAUAAGAGACUUCAGGGACAGUGACGACGACGAGGGCGACAAUUUCCUGUACAACUCGUCAGACUGCUCCUCGGACGACGAGAGGAAUCACGCCAGUGACAUAAGUCCGCAGCCUUGAAGCUGAAGAAGAAGAAAAGAGAAGAGGGGCGAUCUCCAUUUCUAAUGACUGUGGGGGAUUUUCGCUAUAAAAUGCAGUUGCAUGUAAUCCAACCUCUAAUCACCUACAUGGAAUUAAUGAGCAUUUCUUUUUUGUUAUGAAAACAAUAACAUUUAGGUCAAGAAUAAUAAAUGGCCCUCAUGUCAUAGGACUAAACAAGCAAUAAAAACAGGAUAUUUCCGUUUUAUAAAACACACACUGUAGGAGCAUCACUCAGCACUCGGCUAUAGGUGAACUGUGACACUGCAUGGUUUAUAUGCAAAACGCUGUAAACUGGCUCAGGACUUCGCAAUCUUUCUCUGCUGUGAUGGAUAAUUUCCUCAGCAAUAGUCUUUCAAUAAUAUCCUAUAGCCCACACAGUCAAUGUAGUCUGCUGCCAUUUGUCUCAUUUUGGCCUCAUUUUGUUCUUUGUGGUGUUUUACUUCCGUAUAGUGUGUCGUCAUAUCACGCCGGAAAAAAAAUGUUAUGUUUAUUUUUCUAUACUGUAUUUAUAAAAUGGUCAUACCAGUGCAUGCUAAAUUAUUGUUUAGCGUCUCUCUUGGUGCAAACAAUGUGUAAUAAAAUGUUUUUAUAUAAAACGCA